Molecule: messenger RNA, 5175 nt
Organism: Lutra lutra (Eurasian river otter)
Lineage: Eukaryota; Metazoa; Chordata; Mammalia; Carnivora; Mustelidae
Gene: TBKBP1
Product: TBK1 binding protein 1
Exons: 9
Coding region: 1862-3709 (615 amino acids)
Biological process (GO): canonical NF-kappaB signal transduction
Cellular component (GO): cytoplasm
Source: RefSeq, a predicted model, not a curated record
CGGGAGGUGGGCCGGCAGUUGGCCCCGGCGGGCCAGGGAGGGUAAGGGUCCGGCGCCGGCCGCCUGCGUUCACCACUCCCUUUCCCCCUCCGCCGCCGCUCCUCAGGCCGCACCGCCUCGGGAGCCCCCUUCCCUGGCCCGCGGACGGCCGACUGGGGGCCCGGGGCUCGGCCAGCGGUGGGGGAGGGGGCUGCGUGGUCUCGGCCCCCGAGAGGGGAGGGGCGACAAUUUCUGUCCGCCGAACUGAAGGGGUUUAAAGGGCGGCUCUUAAAGGGGCCGCAGUAGGGGCCCGGGGCCGAGGAGGCACCCCCCCCUCCCCAUCCGCCCUCCGCGGCUCUCACCCGGGGCCGCUGGGCCGGCGGGGUAUGCGGAGGAAGUGAGCGUCUGUCGGGGCGGCCCAGGAGACAGAGCCCCUACAGGCGGGGCUGGGCCCGAGGUGGCGGGCUGGGGGUCCGGGGGGCGUGUGGUGAGCGCUGGCGGUCGGAGUUGGGGGGGGGAGGGGAUACGCCUGGAGAGGAAGGGGUUAAAGGUGGGGCCAGCCCUACAAACACGCGCACACACUCCCUACUUAGACCCGGUCACACGCCUUUCCCUGGCACUUAAUGGGGCCUUGGGGCGGGAGGGUGUUGGGCCCCGGGCCUGAACCCUCUCCACUCCAGGCUCCUGCCGCCCGGCUUUGGGAGGUCGCGGAACCCACUGUCUCAACUCACACCGCACGCCGAGCCCCCUCUUCUACGCGCACACACUCUCCGGCGCGCGCGCACACACACACACCUCAGACAUUCCCAUAGUGCCUCACGUGACACACGGCCCCGAACGUGCCCACCCUUCACACACGCUCACGCACGCGUGCACACACGCGCACACACAAACACACACGGCCUCUGGGCCACUUCCCAACUCCAUCCCUGACCCCCAGCUGCAGCCCUGCGAAGGCACUCAUUGACUGUGACACACCUACACUCAUUCACAGACACACACACUCCCCCCCCACACAUGCCAACCACAGACACACAUUCAUAAACAGGGCCAGGAGAAGUACACACGCACCCCCUCGCCUACUCUCUGGGAGCCCUGAGUCAUUCCUGCCCCCUCCCAGGGCUCCCCAUUUCCCUGUGUGCCUGCACAUGGGCGGGCUAGGGAAUUCUCUGGCCCUGCCUUCCCAGGGCCGACCCUCCCGGCUGUGUGUUCCCUCUGACACUCUGGGAGGACUUCCUGUGGGUCCCAGGUCAGGGGCGAGGAGGUCCUGGAGGGUUGCCACAGCCCUGGUGUGAGUGGGGGAGGCACUUCCUUUUCCUGAACUCUGGGAUCCUGCAGGAAGAAGCUGGGAAGUUGGGCGGGGGCCCCACAGAGGACGUCCUGACAGCGAGGGGCUGACUCUCCCAGCGCACUGGGCCUUAGGGAAGGGCUGGGGUGCCAGAGGCCUGGGAUGAGCAGCUUGGCAGAGAGGUACUUGGGGAAGCGAGGCUGGGGAUUGGAGAGGGGCUGAGGAGUGUCAAGGCAGGCCUGGCUGGGUCCUAACUUGGGAAGGCAGCCCUUUCCUGUCCACAGGUCUUCCUGGGUUCUGAAAGGAAUUCUUCCCUUCUGCUGGCCUGACUUUCUUGUCCCUACUUCUUCCCUGCCCCCCAUCCAAGUCUUCAGCUGGUUCCAGCCCCUUCGGCCAAAGGCAGCAGAGAAGAGAAGACAGCCCUUGGGGGGAACCGGGGGUGGGGGAGUACAGCUUCCAAGCUGCCUCUUGGCUGGCAACAGUGUUCCUCAGGCCAGGUCGAGGGGUAUUAGGGACAGCCUCCAGGCUGCCCUCUCCACCGUUGCUCCUGCUCUCCCAGGAGGCCCAGUGGGGGCCGAGGCCCAGGCCCUUGCCAUGGAGUCCAUGUUUGAAGAUGACAUCAGCAUCCUGACCCAGGAGGCACUGGGGCCCAGUGAGGUGUGGCUGGAUGCCCCAGGAGACCCCUCGCUGGGUGGGGACAUGUGCUCCGCCUCCCACUUUGCCCUCAUCACAGCCUAUGGGGACAUCAAAGAGCGACUGGGAGGCCUGGAAAGGGAGAAUGCCACCCUCCGCCGCCGUCUCAAAGUCUAUGAGAUCAAGUACCCGCUGAUCAAUGACUUUGGAGAGGAGCACGGCUUCUCUCUCUAUGAAAUCAAGGAUGGGUCCCUGCUGGAGAUGGAGAAGGUCAGCCUGCAGCAGCGGCUCAACCAGUUCCAGCAUGAGUUGCAGAAGAAUAAGGAGCAGGAAGAACAGCUUGGGGAGAUGAUCCAGGCUUAUGAGAAACUUUGUGUGGAGAAGAGCGACCUGGAGACAGAGCUGGGGGAAAUGCGGGCCCUGGUAGAGACCCACCUGCGGCAGAUUUGCGGCCUGGAACAGCAGCUGCGGCAGCAGCAAGGUCUCCGGGACGCCGCCUUCUCCAGCCCCAGCCCCCCGCCCACCCCUGCCCCACCAUGUGCCGAUCUGGACCUGCACUACUUGGCCCUGCGAGGGGGAUCUGGUUUGAGUCACGCAGGCUGGCCGGGCCCCACAGCCAGUGUGAGUGAGCUGGAGCGGAGGCGGUUGGAAGAGGCUCUGGAGGCUGCCCAGGGGGAGGCCCGGGGGGCUCAGCUUCGGGAGGAGCAGCUCCAGGCUGAGUGCGAGCGGCUGCAGGGGGAACUGAAGCAGCUACAGGAGAGCCGGGCCCAGGAUCUCGCCUCCAACCAGUCAGAGAGGGACAUGGCGUGGGUGAAAAGAGUCGGGGAUGAUCAGGUGAACUUGGCUUUGGCUUACACGGAGCUGACAGAGGAGUUGGGCCGGCUCCGGGAGUUGAGUGCCCUGCAGGGGAGGAUCCUGAGGACGCUGCUGCAGGAGCAGGCCCGGAGCGGCGGCCAAAGACACUCGCCGCUGUCGCAGCGCCACUCCCCGGCCCCCCAGUGCCCCUCACCGUCCCCGCCCGCCCGGGCGGCGCCCCCUGGACCUCCGUGCCAGUCCCCCGCCCCCCAGCGCCGCUCUCCCGGGCCCCCGUGCCCCUCGCCCCAGCAGCGCCGCUCGCCGGCCUCGCCCUCCUGCCCGUCGCCCGUCCCGCAGCGCCGCUCGCCGGUGCCGCCGCCGCCGCCGUGCCAGUCCCCCAGCCCGCAGCGCCGCUCCCCCGGGCCCCCCGCCUGCCCGGCCCCUCAGCCCCGGCCCCCGCCGCCCCCUCCGCCGGGGGAGAGGACGCCGGCCGAGCGCGCCUACGCCAAGCCGCCCAGCCACCACGUGAAGGCCGGCUUUCAGGGCCGCCGCAGCUACUCCGAGAUGGCCGAGGGCGCGGGCUACGCGGGCGCCUCCCCGCCCUGGCUGCAGGCCGAGGCGGCCACGCUGCCCAAGCCGCGGGCCUACGGCGGCGAGCUCUACGGGCCCGGCCGGCCCCUCAGCCCUCGGCGCGCCUUCGACGGCCUCCGGCUGCGCUUCGAGAAGCAACCGUCGGAGGAGGAGGAGUGGGCCGUGCCCACCAGCCCGCCCAGCCCCGAGGCGGGCGCCAUCCGCUGCGCCUCGUUCUGCGCGGGCUUCCCCAUCCCGGAGUCGCCCGCCGCCUAUGCCCACGCGGAGCACGCACAGUCCUGGCCGUCCAUCAACCUUCUCAUGGAGACAGUGGGCUCUGAUAUCCGCAGCUGCCCCCUCUGCCAGCUAGGUUUCCCUGUUGGGUACCCGGAUGAUGCCCUCAUCAAACACAUUGACUCCCACCUGGAGAACAGCAAGAUCUAGGGUGCCUCCCCCACCCACUGGCUGCUUCUCCAUCUUCUCUCAUCACCCCCAAACACUCACUCACUUUGAAUGCUGCAUGAAUCUCGUGGGGGGCCCCUGCCCCUUGCGACCCCCAGAUACCUCCACUAGCUACCGAGUCAACGUGUGUGCCGUCUUCCCUGGUCUAGGCACCACUCAGCCCUGGCUCUUUCCAGAAGGCCAGCCGAGGCUCUCCCCAGCUCCCUGGUUUCUGCCAGGGGGGAUGGGGGUGAGGAUCUGGGCUGGGAUGGGGAGGGGCAUCCCCCGCCCAGCCUCUCCCUCUGCCUUUCUGUUCUCAAGACAGGGUUGGAUCCAAGAAAGUGUCUAGUGCUUGGGCCUGGGGGAGGGGGAAGGUAUCAGAGGACUCUGGGAGCUCCCCUAGCUUCUCCCCAGAUGUCCAUCUUUCUCAGGCUGUGCUCUGUCCAGGGAGCACCUCUCGGUGGGGUCCCAGAGCCUGCCUUGCACAAGGAUACUGGUUCCUCCAUCCCAUGGCCAGCUCUGGGCUCUUGGCACGGUCUGCCCUCCUUAGGGGAAGGAGGCAUCUCAUUUCUUGCCAUUCCCUGCAGCCAGUCUUGUUCUCCUCUGCCCCCCUGGGGGUGAGAGUGGAGAGGGAGGACCCUGCAGGACUGGGAGGAUUCAGCCUAAAGAGGCUGCCCUUAGGGCAGGGGUGGUGGUGGUGAGGGGGACACCCUGCACCAUGACCCCCAGGCCAGGGGAGUGUCUGUGCUAGCCUCCCAGGCCCCUGCAACCCCCCAGAGCCCCUUGCACCAAGACACAGAUGGUUAAGACAGAUGCUCGCCUCCACCCUUACACUACUCGAGUCCCUGAACACAGUUGCCCUGGAACCUGUGUGUAACUCGGCCUCUGUUAGCUGGGUGGGUGUCGUCAGCCCUGCCUCCCAGGCCAGAACCUGAGGCUGGGCCGAGGGUGCUGUUGGAGAUCAACUUCAAAAGAGCUAACCCCCUUCCCAUACCCCAGCGACCCACAUUCCCUCUGUGAAAUCUACCUCAGAGUCGUACCCUCAGAAGGAUGGGUAAGCAGGAGGCCAGGGGGUCCCUAGGGCUGAGGUGGGGAGCUUCCUAAGGCAAGAGCCUGCUGCCCCACGAUGAAUCCAACUCUCCCCCACUGCUCCCCGCUGCGAGCCUCUCCCAGGUAUUAGCCCAGGGCUGGUGGCAGUGGGCGCUACCCGUCAGUGCAUGUCCCAUUCUGAUCCAACACUUCCAGCCCCCCCCCCACCUCCUCACACCCCUCUCCUCCCCCUCAGUGCAGGGGAGUGAAGAGGUGUGUCAGGCAGGAAGGGACCAAGGACUCCAGAGACACAUGGCACUGUACCUUGAGGGUUCCCCUGGGGAGGGGAAGUGGAGAAGGGGGCCUGAAGAGGGAGGUGGGGGCCCCUGAGCUCUCUGAACAAGUUGAAAGUCCAAAUAAAACUUACCUGUUCCAUCUGC